UGUCUCGAAAGGAUAAAGAGUCCUAGUACAAUUAAAAUCUACUACUCUCUGCCGAAGAGUUGGAGGAAAGAAGAAGGAGAAGAGAAGAGAAGAAAGAGUGUGAGAAGAAAGGAGGAGGAGAUGGCUCUCAACUUCGAUGCGACCGAGCUGAGGCUCGGCCUGCCCGGCGACGUGCGGCCCCUCGAGAGCGAGACGCCGAAGACGGCCGGCAAGAGGAUGUUUGCGGAGACGGUGGCCGAAGUGGACUGUAAUCUCAAGCUGGGGGACUCGCCGAAGGCGGCCGUGGCGACAGAUCUGGUGGGGAAGACGAAGGAGAACCUCCUUCCUUGCACCAACGAUCCCGCGAAGCCAUCAGCACCCAAAGCACAGGUGGUGGGUUGGCCGCCGGUCCGGUCGUUCAGGAAGAACAUCCUGGCCGUCCACUCGGCAAAGAACGGUGAAGAUGGAGAGAAGGGCGGUGCGUCGUUCGUGAAGGUGAGCAUGGAUGGCGCACCCUACCUUCGCAAGGUGGAUCUGAAGAUGUACAAGAGCUACCAGGAUCUCUCCCUUGCCCUAGAGAACAUGUUCAGCUGCUUUACCAUCGGAAUGAACGGUAAGGAUUUCAUGAAUGAAAGCAAAUUGACGGACCUGCUGAAUGGGUCGGAGUAUGUGCCUACAUAUGAAGACAAGGAUGGAGACUGGAUGCUUGUGGGAGAUGUUCCAUGGGAGAUGUUUGUUGAUUCCUGCAAACGACUCCGCAUAAUGAAAGGAUCUGAGGCCAUUGGACUUGCUCCAAGAGCAGUGGAGAAGUGCAAGAAUAGGAGCUGAAGCUAAAGAAGGAUGGGAUUGAAGAGGAGUUAUGUGUGUGAUCAAGUGUCUUGUAUCAUGAUUUGAUAAUAGUCGUAAAGCAAAUGUGGCAUAACUACUAUGUACAAGAAUCAAUACCAGUGGUUUUAGAGACUCUUUAUUUUGUAAUGUGCUAGUCUGUUUGCUUGAUAAAAAUGUUCUUUAUGUUUGUUUUCCCAAAUUUUCUUAUUCUUGAAUUUUUAUUCAUUAAUACCAUUUUGGAAGGGAUUGAUCUCCUUCUAACA
Molecule: messenger RNA, 1070 nt
Organism: Nymphaea colorata (pocket water lily)
Lineage: Eukaryota; Viridiplantae; Streptophyta; Magnoliopsida; Nymphaeales; Nymphaeaceae
Product: auxin-responsive protein IAA16-like
Exons: 5
Biological process (GO): regulation of DNA-templated transcription
Cellular component (GO): nucleus
Molecular function (GO): protein binding
Source: RefSeq, a predicted model, not a curated record